Messenger RNA from Argiope bruennichi, 1974 nucleotides. It is a transcript of the gene baf, whose product is annotated as barrier-to-autointegration factor-like. The record is from RefSeq and is a predicted model, not a curated record. Lineage: Eukaryota; Metazoa; Arthropoda; Arachnida; Araneae; Araneidae. The coding region runs from base 111 to 383 and encodes 90 amino acids. Gene Ontology annotation, molecular function: DNA binding. The transcript is spliced from 3 exons.
AUUCUCAGAGUUCUUUUGAAAUUCUUUUGAUUUGAAUCGUUUGUACGCAUAAGGAAAAAGCCGUUCAUAUAUUUAAAAAUAGCAUCUGAGUGAAGCUUUUAACUGCAGUCAUGUCUUCUACAUCACAGAAACAUAAAAACUUCGUUUCUGAGCCUAUGGGCGAUAAAAGUGUCAAUGAAUUGGCUGGUAUAGGAGAAGUACUGAGUAAACGAUUAGAAGCAAAAGGCUUUGACAAGGCUUAUGUGGUUCUUGGACAAUUCUUGGUCUUGAAAAAGCACAAAGAGCUCUUCAUUGAUUGGAUGAAGGAUAUAUGCCAAGCUAAUUCUAAACAAGCUUCUGAAUGUUAUCAGUGCAUUUCUGAUUGGUGUGACGAAUUUUUGUAAAAAUUUUGCUAUUUAAUAAUUUCAUCUGUACAAAGUUUUCAUUGAUAAUGAACAUUCUUCAGUACAUUCUUUUUACUGUUUAGUUCCUUGUUCUGCUUCAUGCCAUAGUUUCCUCCUGUGGAGUAUUUUAAUCAAUUUUAACUAUAGAUUUAAAUAUUUCUUUCCCUUUUCAAUUGUGUGGUGCUUUUAUUUCAUAUUUUAAGACUAAUAGAAGGUCGGUGUUGACAGUAAUUUUGAUGCCUGUAUAAAAAUAAUGUUUUUUUAAUGCAUAUUUUCAAAGUAAUAAAUUUUAGAAAAUGAAGUAACAGUUCAUUUUCUUAAAAUUGAUUUUAAAUAUUCUUAUCUGUAUUUUUAUUAAGUUAUUGAUAUGACACUGAAUAUGAAUUCAAGCUGACAAAAAAUUAUAGAAGAAAGAAAGAAAAUACUUAAAUUCCGGUAUUUGAAAAUAGGAGAUAUAUUUCAUAUAGUUCUAUGUUGUGUUUUAUUUAUUAUGAAAGUGUUUUCUUAUUUCUUUGAAUUUUUGUAAUAUUUGAGUUCAGGGUUAUUGUUUCAGAAUUUGUUUAGCUUGUAAAGAUGGGCUUUAAUUGCAUACUGUUGGAAGGUUCUUCACCUUUGAUAUUCUAUAUUUUUGUAAUAAACAAAGUUAAAGAAAUAUAGCUUGUUUGUUCACAGUUGCAAGUUAUGUGAUGGAACGGUUGUGUAUUGCCAAUUUGUAAUGUUUUAACAUUAUCAUAUUUUGCUUAGCAAAUAGUGAAUUCCAUUUGAUAUGCAUUUACAAUAAUGAUAAACUGUAGUCCAUUGAGAAAUUACUAGUUGAAUCUGAUUUAAACUUCAGUGUACAUACAAGUGUUUGUUUUCAUGAUUUGUUAGAUUGUGCAGCUUUCUCAGUAUAUAAUUUGUAAUUAAGUUACAGCUGGCCUCUUUUUAAAAUUGUAUUUAGCAGAAAUUUCAACUCUGCUGCUGAUAUUUAUGCCUUUUAUUUCUUUUACUAUAUGUAUUAAUCUGGUAGUUUAUUUCAAUAAUAAGUUAUUGAAAGUGGCCUUCCAAUGUAUACUUGACCAUGUAAUAAAUAAUAAAGUUCAUAGUUAAAGUAUUAAUGCUGUUUAUAUAUUUUUUUUUGAAUUUUUAGUAAAUUUUGGGUAAAGGUAUUUUUUAUUUAUAAAAGGUAUUGAAUACAUUACAUAAAAUUAUAACUUCUUUUAAUCUCUCUAGAAUAUUCCAGAUAAUUCAGCUAAAAGUAUUUUUUUUCACUAAUAUGUGAAUUUUCAGUAUUUAGAAUAGAUCUUUUUGAUCAAGACUAUAAAAAAAAAAUGUCCAGGUUUAUUUCUAUCCUUGUUUUCAGUUUUUAAGCGGCUAAGAUUUGAAAUCUAAUUAAAUAGUUGUUUAAGGUUAGUGAAUUAUUUCUUUUAACAAUCCCAUUUUGAUAUGCUAGUAGCUACUUUUAUUGGAAUUUGCAAGAAUUGCCAAAUGAAUAGUAUAUGCAUAAUAUGUAAAUAAUGUUUUACAUUUCAAUGGUUAUAGUUUCUUAAUUCAGAUAUUAAAUUGAAUUUUUAUGACCUAUAAACAUUGCCAAUUUUUGAAUAUCCAUACA